Kickxella alabastrina is the source of this 949-nucleotide messenger RNA. Its product is annotated as integral membrane protein DUF106-domain-containing protein. Gene Ontology annotation, cellular component: EMC complex; membrane. The coding region runs from base 215 to 949 and encodes 244 amino acids. The transcript is spliced from 6 exons. The record is from RefSeq and is a predicted model, not a curated record. NCBI's taxonomy places the organism in Eukaryota, Fungi, Kickxellomycota, Kickxellomycetes, Kickxellales, Kickxellaceae. Gene Ontology annotation, biological process: protein folding in endoplasmic reticulum.
GCGACAGCCAUUUCUGCGACAUAGCCUGAACACAAUUAUCCAUUCAAGCUCAAGCUCUCUGCUGAUCCUAAUCUCCAGGCGGCCGAUUAAAAUAGUUUAACUUUCAACUAAAAGCCACCGCUCCCAUUUACUUGUGCACGGGGUUUCCUAAUUGUUUCCAUCACAACCGUGCUGCUUCUGCAAUGCGAGUCGACACGUCUUUUUUAUAUUCCAAAUGAGCGGUCUGGCAGAAAGUAGUACCGAUCAGGCUAUCAUCCGCGACUGGGUGCUGUUCCCAAUCACUCUGAUCAUGGUCCUUGUUGGCGUAUUCAGACACCAGCUCACAAUCCUGAUGACGGGCGAGCCACCCAAGCCCGACGUGAAGGACAUUCGACAGGGCAAGGCGCUUAUGCGCGGACAAAUCCUCGCCCAAAACAAAUCGUACAUCCCAGCAGCAGCCUUCAUCGAGCGGAAAAGGUACCUGUGCGAGGCCUACGAGCAGGGCACAUAUCUGAAGAACAAGGCAGCCAAGGAGCAGAGCGCCGCCAACCUGAUGGCCGACCCGAAGAACAUGGAGAUGAUGAUGGACGGCAUGAAGAAGCAGAUGAUGGGCAUUCUACCCUUCCCCCUUGGCGUGCGCUUCAAGCAGAUGCUGCAGUCUGGUAUUAUGACGCCGAACAUGGAUGUCAGAUGGGUCUCGUCCUUGUCGUGGUACUUUAUUAAUCUGUUUGGCCUGCGCGGCGUCUUUUCGCUUAUCCUUGGUGGGGAGAACUCGGCCGACGGAACCCGCGAUAUGGCGGCCAUGAGCACGAUGGGCGCAAUGGGUCAGCAGGCGGGUCAGCCCCAAGACUUUAACAAGCAGUUCCUGAGCAUGAAGGACAGCCUAUCGAUCAUCUACCAUGAGUGGGAUCUGGAGAACAUGAGCAGCUACGGCAAGCAGGCCAAGCUUCUCAAGUCAUCACGCAAGUAG